Molecule: messenger RNA, 1932 nt
Organism: Alosa alosa (allis shad)
Lineage: Eukaryota; Metazoa; Chordata; Actinopteri; Clupeiformes; Clupeidae
Gene: bbox1
Product: butyrobetaine (gamma), 2-oxoglutarate dioxygenase (gamma-butyrobetaine hydroxylase) 1
Exons: 7
Biological process (GO): carnitine biosynthetic process
Cellular component (GO): mitochondrion
Molecular function (GO): iron ion binding; gamma-butyrobetaine dioxygenase activity
Source: RefSeq, a predicted model, not a curated record
CUUCGCUGCGCGCCCGCCCCACCAUCCCUUCCAGCGCCCGCGGCGCCUGUGGUGGUGCGGCACACCCGCGCCCUGGAGCGUGAACGCCUUCUGCAGGUGGAGUGGGAGGACGGCAGCUGCAGCCUCUACCCCUACACCUGGCUGAGGGACAACUGCCUGUGUCCGCACUGCACCCUCCAGUCGGCCCAGGCACGCAGCCUGCUGCUCUCCGAACUGGACGUGCACACGGGCGUGGACAGCGUUCAUGUCACAGAGGACAACAAGGUGUCUAUAACAUGGCCUGAUCAGCACAGCAGUAAGUUUAAUCCUGAUUGGCUGAAGAAGCGUUGCUUCUCUUCAGAGGCAAGACAGGCUAAACAAGAGGAGCUUUUCUUUAACGAGCGUGAGUACUGGGCCUCGGACCUACGCAUCCCCACCGCCAGCUUCCAGGAGGUUCUCCACGACGACAAGGCGGCGCUGGACUGGCUGCUGGCUCUGCGCCGCGUGGGCAUCGUCUACCUGAAGGGGGCGCCGGCGGAGCAGGGCCAGGUGGCGCGUCUGAGCGAGCGCAUCGGCUACCUGAGACUAACCUUCUACGGACACACGUGGCAGGUGCAGGACAAACCCAUGGCUAACAACGUGGCCUACACCUCGGGCAAACUGAGCCUUCACACAGACUACCCAGCACUGCACCAUCCACCAGGGGUCCAGUUCCUGCACUGCCUGGCGCAGGCGCGGGAGGGUGGCGAGAGCGAGGCGGUGGACGGCUUCCACAUGGCCGAGCUGCUGCGGCGCCGGGACCCCGAGGCUUUCCGUGCCCUCACCUCGCUACGCGUCGACUUCUCGGACACCGGCACCGACUACUGUGAUUUCGCUGUGCAGUCCAAGAACCACAUCAUUGAUGUGGACAAUGAGGGCAGAGUGGUGAGGAUCAACUACAACAACGCCACCAGGGACUCCGUGCUGGACAUGCCGCUCGACAAGGUCCAGCUGUUUUAUACCUCACUCAAAACCUAUGUGAAGCUGAUGACCCAGCCUGAGAACAUGGUCACCUAUACGAUGGAGCCAGGCGACCUGGUGACCUUUGACAACUGGCGUCUGCUCCAUGGCCGCAAGAGCUAUGUGUCGGAUCCCAACUCCCGUCGACAUCUGGAGGGAGCAUACCUGGAUUGGGACGAGGUUAUGUCCCGUCUGCGGAUCCUUCGUAAGGCUGUGCAUGAAGACAACUAAACCUCUCUCUCUCUCACACACACACACACACACACACAUUUUGGGGGGGUUCAACCCUUCCCAGAGAUUGGGGGGUGUUCAACCCUUCUCCAGAGGUUUGGGGAUUUAACCCUUCCCCAUAGAUUUGAGGGUUACCAGUACUUCAAGUGCGUGGUUUAGUGAUACACCUCCGGUCAGUGAAGCCGGAGUAAGCCGCUAACCUCCAGAACGAAGAGGCUAUUCUGUCACAUUUUUGCUGAUUUGUGUAAGUGUAUUGUUUUGUUGUUUUGUACAAAUGCAGGAUCCUGUUAGCCAGUGUGCCAUAAAAUGUUUGGGGAUACAAGGGUAUGCCUGUAGUCCUCCUCUGUUAUUCUAUAUAUAGCUCUAUUUUUUAUAAGAGUGUACAGGUCUUCACUUUAGCUUUACAUUCUGUAUGAUGUACGGACAUCAGAUCAUGUACGACUGAUAAGAGGUGUAGAGAUAAGAGAUCUAAAGAUUCUAUCUUCUAAAACAUGCUGCACUUAGUGGAGUGGGCUUUCCACGGUCAUAAUGCCAGUAGAUAGAGUGAGAGAUGAAGCUGCCCAGAGCCAUAGAGAGGGAGUGUGGCGACACUCAUGUACGCCUCAAUAGACCCUUUCAACAAUAAAAACAAAAACAAUGCUUGAACGUUCUAUUUGGGCCCCAAUCUACUUCCUCUGCAUUAAGAUAACAUAUGGAAUGUUAAAAAAAGGAAGCCCCGUGGGG